Molecule: messenger RNA, 1041 nt
Organism: Candidozyma haemuli
Lineage: Eukaryota; Fungi; Ascomycota; Pichiomycetes; Serinales; Metschnikowiaceae
Product: exosome non-catalytic core subunit
Exons: 1
Coding region: 1-1041 (346 amino acids)
Biological process (GO): nuclear polyadenylation-dependent rRNA catabolic process; poly(A)-dependent snoRNA 3'-end processing; U4 snRNA 3'-end processing
Cellular component (GO): nuclear exosome (RNase complex); cytoplasmic exosome (RNase complex)
Molecular function (GO): RNA binding
Source: RefSeq, a predicted model, not a curated record
AUGUCAGAGCCCGUGAUAAGCAUAUAUCGCCCUGUUAGGAAUCUGACGGCGAUAGACUCCCAUGAUGACGUGCACAUGGACUCCGAAGUGGAGCUGGAUCAGGAUGGGCUUGACGGAAUAGAUAAACCUGAUAUGAGAAAGGAUAGUUCUCGUAGCUCUGUGGUUACGCCUGGUGAAUUGAUAACUGAUGACCCUGUUUGGAUGAAGGGACAUGGCGUCUAUUUCUUGGACAAUAUGACGUAUUCAGCUGUGGCGGGUAAUAUUUCACGAGUGAAUAGAUUAUUGAGUGUGACACCUCUACGGGGCAGAUAUGAGCCUGAGACCGGAGACCAUGUGAUUGGCCGUAUUACAGAAGUGGGUCAAAAGAGAUGGAAAGUCAACAUAGGGGCAAAGCAGGAUGCAGUGUUGAUGCUUGGUUCUGUGAACCUUCCUGGAGGCAUAUUGAGACGAAAGUCCGAGAGCGACGAAUUACAAAUGAGAAAUUUCUUGAAAGAAGGCGACUUACUUAAUGCUGAAGUUCAAACCAUUUUCAAUAACGGAAUGGCCUCUUUACAUACCCGCUCUUUGAAAUAUGGUAAGUUGAGGAACGGUGUUUUCUUGCUGGUACCUUCCAGUUUGAUCAUCAAACAAAAAAAUCAUUCAUUCGACAUGCCGGGGAACGUAAGCGCGGUAAUCGGAAUGAAUGGUUUCAUUUGGUUGAGUAAAACACAAUCGGAAUCCGUUAAAAGCAAGUCUUUUGCUGGCGCUUUGCCCGGUGAAAGCAAAUUGGCAAUUACAAGAUUAGAAGAAAGCUCAUCAUGGGAGAUCUACAGUGAUAAGAACGAUCCAACUAUAGAUGAAAACAUUCGCAAUAAUAUUAUCAGAUAUUAUAACGUUUUGAAGGCGCUAGCUUCCUGCGAAUUGGGUAUCACGGAACCAAGAAUAAGAAUGGGUUAUGAGGGAAGUAUGAUGUACUCAGAACCGGGGGCAAUAAUUGCAGCAGAGUCUCAGAGAAGCAUUUGUGAAGAUAUCAUCAAUAAUGAGAGAAUGAGAGGGACUUGA